Molecule: messenger RNA, 1056 nt
Organism: Akanthomyces muscarius
Lineage: Eukaryota; Fungi; Ascomycota; Sordariomycetes; Hypocreales; Cordycipitaceae
Exons: 3
Coding region: 1-1056 (351 amino acids)
Biological process (GO): lipid metabolic process
Cellular component (GO): membrane
Molecular function (GO): oxidoreductase activity, acting on the CH-CH group of donors
Source: RefSeq, a predicted model, not a curated record
AUGGCGCCGACGCAUGUUCUCGACGAUUACUACCUGGCCAUCACGGCCAUUGUCACGGUCGGCUUCCAGCUCAUCUGCUUCUUCAUCGCGUACUCUUUCCAAUUUGACAAAAUCACUGAUCUCGCAGGAGGCCUCAACUUUACCAUUCUCGCCGUCCUCACCCUCGCCCUCGGCGGCGGCGGCAGCGGCGGCCACCUGCACCCGCGGCAGGUCGUCGUCUCCCUCUUCAUGAUUGUGUGGUCGGUGCGCCUCGCCGGCUUCCUCUUCUUCCGCAUCCUCAAGACGGGCAAGGACGAGCGCUUCAACGAGAUGCGCAGCAACUUUCUCAAGUUCCUUGGCUUCUGGGUCUUUCAGAUGCUCUGGGUCUGGAUCGUCUCGCUGCCCGUGACGCUCAGCAACGCGCCCAACGUUACGCGCUACCCGCAAAAGAACUUUGGCACGGGGCGCGACAUUGCGGGUGUCAUUCUGUACGUGAUUGGCCUCGUGUUCGAGGCGGGCAGCGAUGUGCAAAAGUACCUGUUCCGGUCGAGGCAGACGCGUGAGAGCAACCGCACCUCGGUGUGUGACUCGGGCUUUUUCGCGCUGUCGCGACACCCGAAUUACUUUGGCGACAUAAUCAUCCAGUGGUCCAUCUUCAUGAUUGCCGUGUCUGCGGCCGCCGACGGCUACGUCCACGGGCAGGCGUAUAAGGCACUGUACGCCAGCAUCCUCGCGCCCUUCUUCAUCACCUUCCUCCUCAUGUUCGUCUCAGGCAUGCCGCUCUCGGAGCGACCCAAGGCCAAGGAGCGUUACGAAAAGGGCAACAACUGGGAGGGCUACAAGCGCUGGCUCGACCGCACCAGCCCGCUGAUCCCGUUCCCGCCGCAGCUCUACGCCCGCAUGCCUGUCUUUCUGAAGCGCACCGCCUUCCUGGAGCUGCCCAUGUACGUGUUUGACCCGGCCAAGCACUCGGACGUGGCGACGCCCGGCGGUGGUCGAGACGACGGCGGCGGUGGUGGCGAGCAUGCCGGCCAAGGCAACGAGGGACGUGAAAGUGCCGAGCAGCGGCUCGUGUAA